Nothobranchius furzeri (turquoise killifish) is the source of this 2960-nucleotide messenger RNA. It is a transcript of the gene zdhhc8a, whose product is annotated as zinc finger DHHC-type palmitoyltransferase 8a. Gene Ontology annotation, biological process: protein palmitoylation. Gene Ontology annotation, molecular function: palmitoyltransferase activity. NCBI's taxonomy places the organism in Eukaryota, Metazoa, Chordata, Actinopteri, Cyprinodontiformes, Nothobranchiidae. The record is from RefSeq and is a predicted model, not a curated record.
GACAGACGGCAGCUGCAGAUGUGCGUCUGCUGUCUGCCUGUUGGACACAUCGGACCAGACGGGAUGCUGUCUCUGUUUUCUGCUCUCACCGCCACCUUUAAACUAUGAAUGUAACCGCGAUGCUCUGUGAGAGCCCCGCGCCUGCAGCAGUGGUUCGUGUCCGUGUGGGAGCCUGAUGAGAGAGUGAGGACAGAAGGACUGGAGGACAGGAUGCCCGCGAGCGGCGCCGAUGCGCUGAAGCCCAGCGCCUUCAUCCCGGUGUGCACCGCCGUCUGCCUCCUGGUCGGCUCUACCUCCAUGUUCUUCGUCUUCACAUGCCCCUGGCUGGCUUUGACCAUCUGCCCUGUUGUGCCACCAUGCUGUGCCAUCCUUUUCCUCUUUGUGCUGGCCAACUUCACCAUGGCAACGUUUAUGGAUGCUGGAGUGCUUCCUGUGGCCGGAGAGGAUGAAGAUAAGGAUGACGAGUUCCGUGCUCCGUUGUACAAAAACGUUGAGGUGAAGGAUGUCCAGGUGCGGAUGAAGUGGUGUGCGUCGUGUCAUUUCUACAGACCGCCACGCUGCUCUCACUGCAGCGUCUGUGAUCAUUGUGUGGAGGAUUUUGACCACCACUGUCCGUGGGUGAACAACUGCAUCGGCAGGCGAAACUACCGCUACUUCUUUCUGUUUUUGCUGUCGCUCACCCUUCACAUGAUUGCCGUGUUCACCUUUGGCCUCAUCUACGUCCUGCACCACGCGGAUGACCUGUGGGAGCUGCACUGCACCAUGACUUUGGUGGUGAUCAGCGUAUCGGGUUUGUUUCUGAUCCCAGUUCUGGGUCUCACUUGUUUCCACUUGUAUCUGGUAUCCAGAGGUCGCACCACCAAUGAACAAGUAACUGGGAAAUUUCAAGGAGGUGUGAACCCUUUCACACGAGGCUGCUGCAACAACAUGGAGUAUCUGGUUUGCAGUCCAGUGCCACCAAACUACACAACAAGAUCCUGCAGGAAAACGACCAUCUACGUUCAGCCUCCAUUCCUGUUCCGUUCGGAGCUUGACAGACAGAUUCCGGUGAAAGCCAAGGACAAUGGGAUUCAAAUUCUGGCAAUCCAAAAUAAACAAUCCUCAACCGGUGGAGCGGAGCUGUCCGAUAUCAAACAGCUGAAGACCCCGCCUCCGCUGCCCCCAAAACCAGACCGCAUUCUACUGAAAAGUCAAGUUUCUGUCAUGGAUGACGUGGGCCAUCACACCAAAUCCAUCAUUCCGGUGUCUAUUCCCACCGUGCCGCAGCUACGGCCGGUCCUGGAAGCCAUAUCCAGAGGAUCGUCACCCAUUCCUCCAGAACAGCUGCUGAAGACAUGCGACCAGCAAGGCAACAGCAAAGGUGCUGACCUCUGCUCGGAUUCAAGAGAGAGUCCCAUCAGAGGCGGCCAUCAAACCAUCCAAACUCCUCUCCAGCCCGGCGCUGUCUCCAGCUCACUACAGCUCAGCGCUCUGCCGCUCAGCACCCGCUCACUCACUUUAAAACACAACGGUCGCCAUGGCAACAAAUCCCAGCUGCACGCCAAUGCCACUUCAGGGAUCGUCUUCCAUUCCAGUCUGCUGGCCAAUCAGUGCAGCAGCAGCAGCCCCUCCUAUGACAACCUCAUCAACCCUGCAGAUCCUCAGUUUUUAACCCAACGGGGAGCCCCGACAGUGAGCUACCACUCCCACUUCAUGGCCCUGGGGACAGACGGGAUGGUGCAGUGUCCAAACCCUCACAGCUACAGUCCUGUGUUCAUGGGAGUCACCAGACAAUCUCCUCAACCUCGGGAAACGUCCCCGUCUUUGCAGGGUCUCACUUCCAGGGUCCCCUCACCGUCUUACCAAGGUUUCAUCCAAAGAGACUCUUCUCCUGGCUUGCAAGGGCUGAUGCCAAGAGACCUCCAAACCCAAAGCAUAAUGUCCCGAGACGUCCCUCCUCCCGGCGCGGUGAAACGAGAACACACCUCCCAAGGUCUUCAAGAGAGUCUUCGAGAUUUUAUUCCUCAGGACAUGACGCUUCCAAAGUCUGCCGCUGCACAAUAUGACAAUUUUUCCAAAACCAUCAUGGCGUCCAUCCACGAGAGACGAGAGAUGGACGAGAGGGAGAGGAUUCUCCGUGCCCAAGCCAGAUCCCAGGCUCUCUAUGGGCCCGAUUUGGGGAUCUACGACAUCCCCAGCAGGAGGAGUUUACCUCCAGAGAACAUUAGACCCCCAGGCUCCCGUGGACCCACUCCACCCGCCUACGGUUCCAGGGAGUUUCUGAUGAGUACGGGAAUUCUAGGUUACGGGAUGAGGACCUCGCCUCUCUCCUGCUCCUCUACAUCUUCUCUGACUCGUGGGCCCAAGACCUCCAGCUCUCCUCUGCAGAGAAGCAGCAGCAGCUUACAGAGCAAGGGCAGGUCUUCGUCUCCACCUUACGGUCCUCCUGAGAGGCAGACGCAUGGUCUAACGCCCUCCACAGCCACCCUGCCACGUUUACCUCCCAGUACCUACCCUGCACCCCCCUACACUUCCAACGCCACAGUGAAGCGCUCCUCCCUCCCUUUCUCCUCCGAGAGGAAGGAGUCCGUCACUCUGGGAGCCCUGAAAUAAAACCCACUCAAUGUUUCUGACGGCGCAAGUGAACCCCCUAUGCAGAGUUAGUCUCAGUCUUCAUCUUUUGUAAAUAAGAGGCCAUAUGGGGCUCUCCUGAGUAGGAGGGUGUGCAGAAGGAGGACAAACUCAAAAAAUAUUCAAAGCAAUUACGGAAAAAUAAACUGUGAAUCUCAGGAUGUCCGCGUCUCACUUUGUAGGAGGAGGGCGGGAGCAUGACUGGCUCAGCUGAAGACAAGAAAACAGAUGUUUGUUUGUGUUUUGAUAUUGUGAAAAUUGUAAUACCAUUUCAUCUAGUUUGUCCCCAACCCUCGUUUCAUAGGAUUUUUGUAGUCGUUUAUAUGAAUAAACUUAUUUUGUAAUUUCUA